Molecule: messenger RNA, 1335 nt
Organism: Sitophilus oryzae (rice weevil)
Lineage: Eukaryota; Metazoa; Arthropoda; Insecta; Coleoptera; Curculionidae
Exons: 5
Coding region: 305-1282 (325 amino acids)
Molecular function (GO): protein binding
Source: RefSeq, a predicted model, not a curated record
CCAUAAUUUAACAUUGACUUGACACUUCUUCUUGUAUUUAUUAUUUUAUGGUGGCAACCAUCUGGCAACUGACAAGAGAGAAGUCGUCAAAUGUCAAAUGAUUUAAAGGUUAAAAUUGUUAAAAAAAAACAAAGUUAAAAAUUUACUGGAUAAGUAUUUUAAUUCGCCUGCAGAAAAGUACAAUGAGUUAGUUGUAUAACGUUGUCUCUGAUUAUUGGGCAUAUAUUGGACUAGAAAUAGGAAUAUUUCUUCAUAUUUUUUUUGCAUUGAACCUCGAAAACUAAAUAACCAAAUAAGUAAGCUUAUGGGAUUUGUGGAAGAUGAACUCCUCGAAGUCAAAAAAUUAUGUGAACAUGUUAUUCCAAAUACAAAACUUGUUUCGUGUGUCCCCACAAUGGUUCGGACAGAAAUAAAGAAAACGCAGUUUAAACAUAUUAUACUGUGUGCGCAGUUUUCAAAAGAGUAUCCUUCAUCCCCGUUAUUGAUAGAAUUAAAAAGCAAAACACUAUCUGAAAAUCUUUUAUUACGUCUAACCAGUGUUUGCGAACAAGAAUUGAAAAAAAUAUUGGGUAAACCACAAAUUCUUCAUCUUAUAAAAUUCAUUUGGAAAUUUAUUGAUGAAAAUCCUCUUAUUUCUUGUUAUGAUGAAGUAAAAUCGUUGAAAAAAUCUCUGACAGUUAAUGAUGAAUUGAAGUUAAAGCAAAAAUAUUCAAAUAUAAUAUUAAAAGUAUACAACGGUGAAUAUUAUUGGACUUGCAAAAUAACAAUUCCCAAUAAUUAUCCAAUAUCAUCUGUUGACAUUCAAGAUGUUGAUACAAACUUUACUCAAACAUUUUAUAAACAUAUGUUGGCACAAGCCAAGGAAAUUGCAAGAAAAUGUGUUGAACCUCCUUUAAAAAGAAAUCCAAAAGAUCCUCCUUUUGAACCAUCACCAUCCUUGGAGAAAACUGCUCUUUUCAUUAUAGACUGUGUAAAAAGACUGCCAAGUGAAAAAUGUCAAUUUUGUAAUGAAAUAUGUUUUCAGAAAGAUCCCAAGCUCCUUGAACAAGAUGAGAAUUCUGCAAGACAUAUAGAGAGAGUAUACUGUGGUCAUUUAUUUCAUCAAGGAUGCCUUCUAAAAUAUAUGAGACAACCACCAUUUGGUAAUAAAAAAUGUGUAAAAUGCGGCGACAAAAUUCAUCAUUAUAAAUGGUCUAUUACGGAUAAAAUGGCGGAGACACGAUGGGCUCAUGAGCAGGCCAGAGAACGAGAGUUACAGGAAGUUACUGAGUUUUUCAAAUGAAAUAAAUAUUAUUUUAGUUUAUUAUCUAAUAAAAAGUAAGAAAAAACUAUUAG